UUGGGUGAAGAUGGCGGCAGCCGAGGCCGCGAACUGCAUCAUGGAGGUUUCCUGUGGUCAAGCAGAAAGCAGUGAGAAGCCCAAUGCUGAGGACAUGACGUCCAAAGACUACUACUUUGACUCCUAUGCCCACUUUGGCAUCCAUGAGGAGAUGCUGAAGGAUGAGGUGCGCACUCUCACAUACCGCAACUCCAUGUUUCACAAUCAGCACCUCUUCAAAGACAAGGUUGUGCUGGACGUGGGCUCGGGCACAGGCAUCCUCUGCAUGUUUGCGGCCAAGGCAGGAGCCCGCAAGGUCAUUGGGAUCGAAUGUUCAAGCAUCUCUGAUUAUGCUGUGAAGAUUGUCAAAGCCAACAAGUUAGACCACGUGGUGACCAUCAUCAAGGGCAAGGUGGAGGAGGUGGAGCUGCCCGUGGAGAAAGUGGACAUCAUCAUCAGCGAGUGGAUAGGCUACUGUCUCUUCUACGAGUCCACGCUCAACACUGUGCUGCAUGCCCGUGACAAGUAGCUGGCACCUGAUGGCCUCAUCUUCCCAGACCGGGCCACCCUUUAUGUGACAGCCAUUGAGGACCGACAGUACAAAGACUACAAGAUCCACUGGUGGGAGAAUGUAUAUGGUUUCGAUAUGUCCUGCAUCAAAGACGUGGCCAUCAAGGAGCCCUUGGUGGACGUGGUGGACCCGAAGCAGCUGGUCACUAAUGCCUGCCUCAUAAAGGAGGUGGACAUUUAUACAGUCAAGGUAGAGGACCUGACCUUCACCUCCCCCUUCUGCCUACAAGUGAAGAGGAAUGACUACGUGCAUGCCUUGGUGGCCUACUUCAACAUCGAGUUCACCCGAUGCCACAAGAGGACCGGCUUUUCUACCAGUCCCGAGUCCCCAUACACACACUGGAAACAGACUGUGUUCUACAUGGAGGAUUACCUAACAGUGAAGACUGGCGAGGAGAUCUUUGGCACCAUUGGCAUGAGGCCCAACGCCAAAAACAAUCGCGACUUGGACUUUACCAUCGACCUGGACUUCAAGGGCCAGCUAUGUGAGCUCUCUUGCUCCACCGACUACCAGAUGCGCUGAGGUGGCGCCAGGCUGGCCUCCUACUGAAGGGGGCUUAGGGACUGGGCUUGGGGGAUGGGAGGGUACAUCGUGACUGUGUUUUUCAUAACUUAUGUUUUUAUAUGGUUGCGUUUACACCAAUAAAUCCUC
Messenger RNA from Microtus ochrogaster (prairie vole), 1201 nucleotides. Its product is annotated as protein arginine N-methyltransferase 1-like. The transcript has a single exon. The record is from RefSeq and is a predicted model, not a curated record. Lineage: Eukaryota; Metazoa; Chordata; Mammalia; Rodentia; Cricetidae.